Molecule: messenger RNA, 909 nt
Organism: Talaromyces rugulosus
Lineage: Eukaryota; Fungi; Ascomycota; Eurotiomycetes; Eurotiales; Trichocomaceae
Exons: 2
Coding region: 1-909 (302 amino acids)
Biological process (GO): mitochondrial respiratory chain complex IV assembly
Cellular component (GO): mitochondrial inner membrane
Source: RefSeq, a predicted model, not a curated record
AUGAAGAUUCUUACCAAGGAAGAAGAGGCCGCGCACUACCGGUCGGUCGUCCAAGGAGGUUCCUUUGGCACCGUCAUUGGUCUUGUCGGCGGUGUCGCCGGCGUCAUGGCCGCAUCUCGCCGUUUCCACACAAUCCGCAACCUGACUCUACCCAUGAAGGCCUUCCUUGUCACAUCCAGCGGUACAUUCCUCGGCAUCAUCGCCGCCGACCAUGCCUCUCGCCAGUUCGAGGCAGAUCGCAACGAGAACCUCAAAUACCUCGAGAACCGCGAGGAGCGAUUGCGCCACGAGGAACUCGCACACAUGACCUUCUCGGACCGGGUGGGCGCCUGGGCUCGUGAAGAGAAAUACAAAAUCAUCGGCGCGAGCUGGGUGGCGUCUUUGAUUGGAAGCUUCGCACUAGUGGGCCGGAACCCGUACCUGAGCGGAGCUCAGAAGAUCGUGCAGGCUCGUGUCUAUGCGCAGGGCCUUACGCUGGCGGUCAUGUGUGCCACUGCCGCCUUUGAGAUUCACGAUCAGCGCAAGGGUCAGGGAAUCGUCGACGCGGCUAAGAAGGGCCGUGAGGCUGCCAAAAAGGAACAACCGGAGAACCACCACGUCCGACGAGACGAUACUGCCGACUUGUGGCGUGACAUGGUUGCUGCUGAGGAAGAGAAACUCAAGAAGGGCCACAAGCCUCUGUUCGAACAUGAACUGAAGGAACACAACAGCCCGACCGCCGCCAUCCGUGAAAAACAGGAACACCAGAACGAAUCAAAAGAAUCCAAGAAGCCAGUUACAAAAACGAGAAAGAGCGAGACCGUGAAGAAGAGCGAAGACGAAAAGAUUGAAGUGAACGAGGACAAGCCCGAAGAAAAAUCAGAGGAGGAAGAGGCAAAGGAGGAAGAGAAGAAGAGUGAUAGCGAGUAA